Molecule: messenger RNA, 2268 nt
Organism: Acyrthosiphon pisum (pea aphid)
Lineage: Eukaryota; Metazoa; Arthropoda; Insecta; Hemiptera; Aphididae
Gene: fusl
Product: transmembrane protein fuseless
Exons: 5
Coding region: 456-1664 (402 amino acids)
Biological process (GO): clustering of voltage-gated calcium channels; neuromuscular synaptic transmission; neuron-neuron synaptic transmission
Cellular component (GO): presynaptic membrane
Source: RefSeq, a predicted model, not a curated record
AGACAAAAGCGUUUCGCACUUGUUGUCAGUGGGGAGGGCAGUACAAUGGGCAGUCUAAUGUUAUGAGUGUAUUUUUUUAUUUAUUCAUUUUUUUAUCGGUCGAUAGAGAUAAAGCCGCAAGUAGCAAAAUUGUUCCAUCCGCCCGCGGCAGUAGUAUAGUGUGCGACCAUGUCAGCGUCAGUUAACAGCGCGCGCGCGCCGCUUUGUGUCCUCUGACUGUCUCCUCAAUCGCCACCACGUGUUACAACGAUCACUACGACAUCGUAUCCUCCCGCGGCACACUACUCUACGACGAUGACUACAUGGCCGACAACGACUGACCAGCCGAUCGGCUGCUACUUUUAUUUAACCUGCUAAACCGACUACGGUAAAUUUACCGAGUAAUUUCGGCGUUGUUGUUCUGCCACCCACCCCGAGACCGCAGUGACAUCGUGACACCCUUGACACCACCCGCGAUGACGUCUAUGCGACGUGAGCUCGGUGACGGGCCUGCCUCCCUGGUGGCUGUUGAUGCCGCACUGUCCACGGCAGUGAUAACACCCAUAGUGGUCACAUACUGGAGGAUAACUUGGAAGCUGAUGGAUAUAUAUAUACUACCCGGGAACUUGGUGUGGAGCACCAUCGCGUCCGUGGGCAUCGGGUUCUUCGGCUUGUUCAUAUUUACGUUAUUCCAGCACCGGUUCAAGGGCUACCUGAAGCCUAGGAAGCACACAGUAAUUUACUAUGUAAUGUCCAGAAGUUACACGGCUGCGUUCGCAUACUCUUGCGUUAACUCGUGGCGUGGCAUCUGGAGCAUCAUGGAUGAGGUGACGGGCACCCGCCCGCCAGUGGUCGCCGCAUCCGUGGUCAUCGGUAUAUGCAGUUUGGCCUCCAUGAAGACCCUGCGCAACAUCAUUGCUCCCCCAAUAGCUAUACUAACCGACAACUACGACGGAUAUUUUGAGGUGCCCACGCUGUUUCGCAUUGGAGUUCGAGAUGGUACUGGAUCAUGGCUAUAUGUAUUGGAUAGCUUUUUCAGCGUUUGUAUUAUUGGCUCAUUGGUAGUCAUCGUUUGGCGAGGUGUUUGGAGUCUAAUGGACAAUUAUUUAUACCCGGAUGAUUAUAACACAUCCGCAAUUCUAUCAUUGGUUAUAGGGUACAGUGUAGUACUACUUGCUUUUGCAUUACAACCGGCUAUAAAAAAAUUGGUUAACAAAGUUAACGGUUUCAAACGAAUACUGUUUGUGGAUGUAUACUUACUAUUCUCAUUUUUUGGUGCUGUAAACGUGUGGAGAGGAGUAUGGGCUAUGCUGGAUAUUCACUUUAUACCAGAUGCUCCCAUUACCAGUUAUUGGGUAUCUCAUAUUGCAUGUUUUGGCUUCCUAGUCUUAUUAAACUCCUCCAACUCCAUAUUAGUCCGUGGUGUUUACAUAGACGCUGAAGAAGACGGUACACAAUGUGUUGAUUUUCCGUGUUAUUAUGUACGGCUCUUAGUUCAGAAGAGAAAACGAAAAAGACAAAUACGUGAAGACGAAGAAGGUAAAGAAAUGACGCAAAUUAAAAUUGGAAACGAAGAUAAGACAGAGGGCGUAAACGAGAAAAUGUUACUUACAAGUGAAAAUGUUGACAAAACCAUGUUAAAUGAAGUAAAAGAAACAUUAAACAACAGUAGUAAAGUCGUUUGACAUUACACUAACCAACAUUAAGGUUUGUACUUUUGAAUCUUAGAAGGUAUCGUUCUCAAAACACACCCAAUCCUUUGUGUUCGUUAAAAUUAAAAUAUAUUUUUAUAUUGAAACAAUAAUUAUUAUUUAUAAUCAUGUACAUACAUUUAGCUCGUUUCAUUUUAAUUGUUUUUUUUUUAGUUGUGAAAUGUCAUAGAUUCUUUAGUUAUUGCGUGAACCAUUUUAUAUCGACAUUGAAUUAUACUUUUUGUAAAUAGUACAAUAUUACAUUAUAUUCGUAGUUGAUAAUUUAAUAAAAUGUAUUGAAUUUAUAGAUGUUAUAUUAGCUUGUUAAAUGUGUACCUUUAUUGUUUUUUUUUUAUAAAUUCAGAUGUUCAUAGGUAUAUUAAAAUUGUAUUUUAGUUUCGAGAUUAUAAGUUAUCGAGUAAAUCAACUAAUUUACUUGAAGACCUAUUUAAAACAUAUUGUAUUUAAUUAUAAUAUAUUAUACAAAAAUGCGUAAUUACCUACGCAGAUGUAUUAAUAUUUUUAUAAUUUUAUGUUAGUUAGGUAUUCGUUUUGUAUAGAAUCUAUAUCAAUUAAAAAAAAAAUUUUAUUCUAAUAA